This is a messenger RNA of Mugil cephalus (flathead mullet), 3162 nucleotides long. It is a transcript of the gene suox, whose product is annotated as sulfite oxidase. The record is from RefSeq and is a predicted model, not a curated record. Gene Ontology annotation, cellular component: mitochondrion. Gene Ontology annotation, molecular function: heme binding; oxidoreductase activity; molybdenum ion binding. NCBI's taxonomy places the organism in Eukaryota, Metazoa, Chordata, Actinopteri, Mugiliformes, Mugilidae. The transcript has 5 exons. Bases 158 to 1897 code for a protein of 579 amino acids.
GAGAUCAACAGUAGUUGUCUUGAAUACAACUCGGCCAGCGUUUGUGUAACGUUCAGAGCUGGGACCGUAGCUGGGACACUGGAGGUGUUUCUGUGGUGCAUCUUGAUAAACAUCUGAGUUCGAGCAGGAGACCGACUCAAGAACAAACAUCAAUGCAAUGCUGCUUCUCAGACGCUGCCUCAGUCUGGCUCGAUUUAGCCCUCUCAACAGUCAGAGGCAUCAGGUGUCCCCUACUGUAGCUUUAUGUGCAGUGCGUCUCUGCAGCAGCAGCGGUGGUGGUGGUGGUGGUGGUGAGGACCAGAGAUCUUACCAGCACACCCACAGGCCCAGGUGGAGACAUGCUCUGGCGGGGCUGCUGGCUGGAUCAGGGGCUGUACUGGCCUACGGCCUACACAACCACAAGGCUGAGCAGGAAGACAUUAGUGUCCAGAACUUAAAGAAGCGCUCCGGCCUUCCCAUCUACAGCCAAGAGGAAGUUACAAAGCACCGCUCCCUGGAAAAUGGAGUGUGGGUCACUUAUAAAGGUGGCGUCUAUGACAUCACAGAGUUUGUGGCUAUGCACCCUGGGGGGGAAAAAAUCUUGCUGGCAGCAGGUGGCGCUCUUGAACCCUUUUGGGCCCUGUACGCUGUACACAACCAGGAGCAUGUGCUGGAAAUCCUCUCAGAAUAUAAGGUUGGUGAGCUGAGUGUGGAAGACCAGAAGAAGCAGCAGGCCAUUAAAUCUUCUGACCCCUAUGCUUCUGACCCUGAGCGCCACCCUGUCCUGCACGUUAACAGCCUGAAGCCCUUCAAUGCUGAGCCACCUCCUGAGAUCCUCACCGACAGCUACGUCACGCCCUCCGCUUUCUUCUUCAAAAGAAACCACCUGCCAGUUCCUCAUGUGGACCCAGCUACAUAUCAGCUGCGAGUGGAGGGACUACCUGGAGGAGUACUGACGCUGUCUUUGGAAGACUUGAAGACUCGAUUCCCCAAGCACACCAUCACUGCUACACUGCAGUGUGCAGGUAACCGGCGCAGCGAGAUGAACAAGGUGAAGCAGGUGAAGGGACUCAACUGGGGCAUAGCUGCCAUCAGUAAUGCCACAUGGAGCGGCGCCAGGCUCAGGGAUGUGCUGCUAGCUGCUGGUUACAGGCCAGAUGUGGCCCAGUGGGCUCACCAUGUACAGUUUGAAGGACUGGAUAAAGAUGUGACUGGAACCACCUAUGGUGCUUCCAUCCCUAUAAACAAGGCGAUAAGUGAGGAAGGUGAUGUGCUGCUGGCUUAUGAAAUGAACGGCGAGGAUAUUCCCCUGGACCACGGCUUCCCUGUGCGGGCUGUAGUACCAGGCGUAGUGGGCGCUCGCAACGUCAAAUGGCUGGGUAAGAUUGUAGUUAGUGCAGAGGAGAGCAGCAGCCACUGGCAGCAGAACGACUACAAAGGAUUCUCCCCCGGGACAGACUGGGACACGGUGGACUUCAAAUCCGCUCCAGCCAUUCAAGAGCUGCCCAUUCAGUCUGCUAUCACCACACCGGCAGACGGCGCCACAAUCGAUCGCAGUGUAGAAACGGUGACUGUGAAGGGCUACGCGUGGAGCGGUGGGGGUAGAGAGGUGGUACGCGUGGAUGUUUCUCUGGACGGAGGAAAGACGUGGCAGGUGGCCCAGCUGAGGGGCAGCGAGGAGGGUCAGGGUCCCGAGUCUUCUCCUCCGCCAGGACGAGCCUGGGCCUGGAAGCUGUGGGAGAUAACGGCUCCUUUUCCUCAUGAAGCUGAAGAGCUGGAGAUAGUUUGCAAGGCCGUUGACAGCAGUUACAACGCACAGCCGGACACAGUUUCCCCCAUCUGGAACCUGAGGGGCGUGCUGAGCAACGCCUGGCACCGAGUCAAGGUGAAGGUUAGAGAGGACGAGAGGGAAGCAUAGACACAGAAUUCAAAACGUUUACUCCUGCAACAGAAUCACCAUAGAGUAGACUGUUUUAAAUCUAUCUCUUGAACUAAAAGGAAACUGGAAAGAAUAUCAUGAAGUAUUUUUGGAACUCAGCCUUGAAGUACAGUAUUUAUGCAGCCAUGUUGCUUGUGAGAUUUUUAAAAGAUUGCAGUGGUACGUAUUUACAGUAUGAGGAAGCUAUUAGCCAAACAAAAACAUGUCUGCUUGUGUCUAUCGAUCACACUCUGAAAACAUGACUUAAUUAAUUCUGAGUCUUUGGGGUUUAUGCAAAACAUUUAUUUUUAUAGUCAGCAUUCUUACUGCUGAGGAUAAACUCACAAUGUUGAGUUCAUUUUCUGAUUAACAACCUAAAAGAUUUAAAAGUUUAAUUUUAAUAGAAGUGUAGAAGUUUUAUGUUUAGUUUUAUUAUUUUAAAUCAAGGGUAGUGAAAUUAUAAAUGUUCACUUUAUGUAGAACAUCUGGAUACUGACACUCAGAACAACCUGGAAUAUUUAAAGCUUAUUUGUAACUUCAACCAGCUCUAGCUGUCAGUGUCUGAGAUCAUCCAUACUUGAAUUCAGUCAGCACAUAAGAGGUGAAUCAUGGGGAACUGUCCUCCUCUCUUUCAGACACCAUGUUAAGCACCAACUCCACCUAGUAAGCAGCUAAAAUCCAGCUGUGUUUAUGCUCCACACUACAGCGCAUGACAGAAGUCUGAGGUCUGACCUGAAGUGAGCCAGGUGUCUCUGUGUUCAUACCAAGUAAGGAGAGGCCAAACAAAAUAAUAACUAAAAAAAAAAAAUGGGAUUCAGGGAAAGUAAAGUAACCUUUACUUUCAUGGAGAGAGAAGAGUAGUAAACAUUGUGCAGUGGAGGGUUUUGAAAUGCCAAACUUAAAUAUUUACUGAACUAACUGCACAACUUUUCCCAAACGCAGCUCUGUUCGGUGUUACAGAAACAUGCUCAUCAUCAUCAUCAGCUCCUCUUAAAUAAUUCAAGACACAGUGCUGCAUUCCCAUCAUGCCAAGCAGCCUGGUGAUACACACAAUGAAUGUAAUGAAUUGUGCAAUUGUAUGUGUACACGUAUUUUUCUAUGUUUGUUGCCUCUGGCCCAGGUCGUCAUUGGAAAUGAGAACUUGUUCUCAUUUGACUAACCUGGAUAGACAAAUGUGAAGUGAAAUAAUUAAAUAAACAUGGACUACACAAUGUAUUUUGAGUACUAGGUUAUUGUUAAUGAUAAAUAAAGACCUCUAAUUUUAA